Messenger RNA from Anopheles moucheti, 1394 nucleotides. Its product is annotated as pseudouridylate synthase TRUB2, mitochondrial. The coding region runs from base 52 to 996 and encodes 314 amino acids. Gene Ontology annotation, molecular function: RNA binding; pseudouridine synthase activity. Gene Ontology annotation, biological process: RNA processing; pseudouridine synthesis. The record is from RefSeq and is a predicted model, not a curated record. The transcript has 4 exons. Lineage: Eukaryota; Metazoa; Arthropoda; Insecta; Diptera; Culicidae.
CCACCAGAAAAAUCCGGAGAAAACAUUUGCUGUGAUAAAUUUACGUACUAAAUGGCUUUAAAACUAGUUAAGGACGCGCCAACGGUAUGGAAUUAUUUGAAUGGUCUGGUCAAUCUGUACAAACCUGCCGGAGUAACAGUGCAACAAGUACGAAAUGCGAUUAUACACAACCUUUGCCGGGAUAUCAACCAACUCGAGGUUAGACCUUCUCUACAGCGUGUAGUAAUCGACAACACAGUAGAUUCAAAGCUGAUUGUGAGAAAAGUUGAGGAUUUGUCGGACAACGUGCUAGUGACAGGACCACGCUACCAACCGGAUGCUAUCAAAUGUCGAUUUUCUGCCAAUCAUGGUCGUUUCACGAGUGGUGUUAUAGUACUGGGUAUCAACAAUGGAACAAAUCUUGCCUUUCGACUGCAACAGAAUCGCCCACUGCGAGUGUACCGAGUAACCGGUUUCCUUGGAAAAGCAACGGAAACACAUUUCGCCGAGUCUCGUGUAACUGUCCGUGCUACCAUCGAUCACAUUGGGUCAGAAAAGAUCGGUCGACUGCUUGCAUCGAUACAAGCGUCUCAUCAACGUAAAAUGUUCGAACUAAGCGGAAUUGACAUACAGUCACAGGCGGCGUACGAACUGGCAUGUCGAGGAACGAUACGUCCCACAGACAAUCGUCAACCGAUGAUCUACGGAAUACGACUGGCAGAAUAUCGGAAACCGUUCUUCACCAUUGAAAUCCAUGCCAUCAACGAAACGGAAGCUUACCUUGGUGAACUGAUUCAUGAGAUUGGGAUAAAUCUGAAGUCUUGUGCACACUGCACCAGCGUUCGGUGCAUUCGACACGGUCACUUUCUGUUGGAAGACUCGUUGCUUAAAAAGGACUGGAACCUGCAAAACAUCCUAAGCGGUAUGGCACACACGAACAGGCUCAUUAAUCAGCAUCCAGACAUGUUGCAGCAAAACAGUUCAUCCUUGCAUGGAAUGGAAGUGCCAGAUCAAUAAAUAGUUGAGAACAAAGUCUCGAGCUGUAGUAGGCGUUGAACACCCACACACCGAACGAUCACACGGUCAAGUAGAAAGUUGUUACCAUUCAAGGAACGUGUAGUACAACCCAUGUUACAUGAUUUAUUUAUGGCCAUUGUUGUCUCGUACAGAGGUCCGGGGUUGCCCCGUAUUGUCACGUGCAAUAAAUGAAAGAUUUCAUGUGACCCUGUUGUAGCGCACACGCAAGGUUUGCAUUAAGUUACGAAUUCAACACUGCACGCAUUUGUUACAAGGUUUGUGUUUUUAUUGUCUGCAGAAUUCACAAUUCUUGGAGACUAAAAAUAAUCUUUUCGUUGAGAAAGAGAGCUAACAUGAACAAAACAUCAGCUCGUAAAUUUCCGCCACGGCUGGCGACC